This is a messenger RNA of Setaria italica (foxtail millet), 1334 nucleotides long. RefSeq names its product non-specific lipid transfer protein GPI-anchored 2-like. The record is from RefSeq and is a predicted model, not a curated record. Bases 392 to 1048 code for a protein of 218 amino acids. Lineage: Eukaryota; Viridiplantae; Streptophyta; Magnoliopsida; Poales; Poaceae. The transcript is spliced from 3 exons.
GACCCAAUUAAUUCCGCUCUCGAUCCGGGCACAACCUAAGCUAGUGGGUCGUCGCAGCUCACACGCCUCGUCCGACCACCAGCCCAGCUGGUCGCACGCCGCUCGCCCCCAGCCGAUCCCGGCCGCCCGAUCGAUCGAUCGGUCGGUCGAGACGUGCACGCACCGCGCAGUUCGUUCCCACGCCGGCAGCUGAGCGGCGUGCACCGCUACGAUAUAUACGGGCACGAUCAUCGCUCGGGCAGGCCGGCCGCUUCCGAAUCCACUCGCUCCCUGCACGCCACCGCUUCCGAGUCCUAGAAAACAAGCCGCGACCUCGCCCGCCGCCGCAUCCAAGCCGGCCGGCCGGAGCCAGGAACUAACCCCGGAGUAGCUAGCUAGCUACCUCACACCCAUGGCGGGGACGGCGCAUCGUCAGCGGCCGUGGGCAGCGGCGGCGCUCGUGGUGGCGGUGGCGGUGGCGGCGCUGCUGCUGGCGUCGCCGGGCGGCGCGCAGCCGCUGGCGCCCUCGCCGGCGGCGUCGGCGUCGGCGUCGGCGCCGGGGCCGGCGGGCGGGAUCGACUCGUCGUGCAUGAACUCGCUGCUCAACAUGUCGGACUGCCUGACGUACGUGACCAAGGGGAGCGCGGCGCGGCGGCCGGACGCGCCGUGCUGCCCGGAGCUGGCGGGGAUGGUGGACUCCAACCCGGUCUGCCUCUGCGAGCUCCUCUCCGGCGCCGCCGACUCCUACGGCAUCGCCGUCGACUACGCCCGCGCGCUCGCGCUCCCGGGGAUCUGCCGCGUCGCCACCCCGCCCGUCUCCACCUGCACAGCCAUGGGGUUUCACGUCCGCGUGGGCCCAGCCGCAGCGCCCGUGCCAGGGUCUCCGUCGCCCAUGUCAGGCAUGGCUCCCUCCGGGGAGGGCCCGCAGUUCCCAGGGGCAUCGCCGAUGGCCUCGCCGCCGCCGUCGACCAGCCACGCGGCGCGGCGCUUCUCCGCCGGCGGCCACCUCGCCGCCCUCGCGGUGCUGCCGCUGGCCGCCGCCGCCGCCGCCGUCAGCGGGAUGCUCUAGUUAGAGCCGUAGAGGGCGUUCUACAACCCGAAGCAUUCGAUCAGGUCGUCGGAACGGGAUCGGAGUGCAGAGAUCGUAUCAGAGCGGUCCACGAUGGCUUUGAUCCAUUCCUUCUGUCUCGAACCCAACAUUGUCCUGCACAUUGCAUGUAUCUAUGCUUAUCAUCAUGUCCUGUACUGCUAGCUAUUGUAUACCGUGGUGGCUAAGCUCGUAUGGCAUUGGCCUGUGUUCUUGGCUGCUGAUGAGAAGAUUACAUUUUGAUGCGUAGUGUCAGUGACAUACAUAA